AUGGGCACCACCAUGUUUGAUUUUGGCAUUCAAGGGACGAUGCUCAGCAUAUUUUCAUUCAACCGGGGCGCCAGUGUGGCGACUGCGAAGGCAUUCAAUGUGUUGGGUUUCCCAAUUUUCGCUGCAAUUCGGCUCGCCUUCUUUAAUAAGCACCUGGACCACUUCUUCUACUUUCUGGUGGCGCUCGUGAUGGUGAUUGCCGUGGCAUACAUGCUUGUCAUUCGCCUGCCGCCCUACCACCUGACCGGCUACCAGCAGUCACACUUGAGCGAGGAAGAGAAGCAGGGCCGCCUCACCACCCAGGCACAGUAUCUGCGCCAGAAGACUCCUACUCCCCGCUUUGUGGUUGGGCUCUUCUUCGUGCCUGUGUUCAUUGUGUUUAUGCCGCUGCAAGGGGCGCUUGUGGUCUCCUACGGUAUUGGACAGCGCCACAGAGUGGCGUUUGCAGUCAUCACUAUUGCGUUGGUCGUUUUGAAUUGCGCAAUCGUGCCGUCUCCACGGAAGAUCCUCGACAGGGAGGGAGGUCACGCCAGCGGCGCCAGGCUACUGAGGUGCCGAUACCGCACCCCACAAAAAAGAGGCAAUGCAACGAGCCACUCGCAGCAGUGA
Messenger RNA from Trypanosoma rangeli, 609 nucleotides. RefSeq lists its product as uncharacterized. Lineage: Eukaryota; Euglenozoa; Kinetoplastea; Trypanosomatida; Trypanosomatidae. The transcript has a single exon. The record is from RefSeq and is a predicted model, not a curated record. The coding region runs from base 1 to 609 and encodes 202 amino acids.